ACAAAUCACAACUGUACCUCACAAGCAGCCAGGCACACAGAGCGCUACUGAGGAUUGACAGGACACAUUGAAGUGUUUUAAUUGUCCAUGUUGUGUCCUGGGCUGCUUCACAGUGGGUUUAGCUGCUUUGUGUUUAAUAUCCACCCUGGAGGGACAGAGGAGGAGUAACGGGAGGAAAACGUGGGAUUUACGGACUGUCCGCUCCUGUAACGGUACUGAAAGUGUUCAGACAUGGGAGCUGUUCUGGGAGCCUUCUCCCUGGCAAGCUGCCUGCCGUGCCUGUGCAGCAGCGCCACCUGUCUGCUGUGCAGCUGCUGUCCCAGCACCAGGAACUCCACGGUGACCCGGAUCAUCUACGCCUUCAUCCUGCUGCUGGGGACCAUCGUGGCCUGCAUCAUGCUGUCCCCGGGGGUCGAUCAGCAGCUGAAAAGGAUCCCUGGCUUCUGUGAAGACGGGGCCGGCUCCUCUAUCCCUGGCAUGCAGGCCGAUGUCAACUGUGAGAUGUUCGUGGGCUACAAGGCAGUGUACCGCAUCUGCUUCGGCAUGAGCAUGUGGUUCCUGGGGUUUUCCAUCCUGAUGAUUAACAUCAAGAACAGCAGAGACCCCCGUGCUGCUAUCCACAACGGAUUCUGGUUCUUUAAGUUUGCUGCCCUGGUGGCAGUUACAGUUGGCGCCUUUUAUAUUCCAGAUGGGCCUUUCACCUACACGUGGUUUGUGGUGGGCUCUGGGGGGGCUUUUUGCUUCAUCCUGAUCCAGCUGGUGCUGCUGGUGGACUUCGCCCACUCAUGGAACGAGUCCUGGGUGGAGAAGAUGGAGACCGGCAGUUCCAGGUGCUGGUACGCAGCGUUGCUGGUGGUCACUCUCAUCAACUACAUCAUGUCCUUUACUGCUGUGGUGCUGUUCUUCAUCUUCUACACAAAGCCUGAUGGAUGCUCCAUCAACAAGUUCUUCAUCAGCUUCAACAUGUUGUUCUGCCUGGUGGCCUCCUUCCUCUCUGUGCUGCCUAAAGUUCAGGAGUCGCAGACCCGUUCAGGUCUCCUGCAGUCCUCCAUCAUCACCCUGUACACCAUGUAUCUCACCUGGUCCGCCAUGACUAAUGAACCUGAUCGAGAGUGUAACCCCAGCCUGCUGAGCCUCUUCCAGCAGAUAGCAGUGCCCACCCUGGCCCCUCUGGAGAUGGAGAACCAGACGGCGGUGCUGAUCCUGGGCCCGGACACAGAGGAGCCCGUCCUUACGUCCCCCUACCUGCCGUGGUGGGACGCCCAGAGCAUCGUAGGGCUCGCCAUCUUUGUCCUCUGCAUCCUUUACUCAAGCAUUCGGUCGUCCAGCACCAGCCAGGUGAACAAGCUGACCAUGGCUUCCAAAGACUCGGCCAUCCUGGCGGAGGAGGGCAGCAGCUCCGACCUCUCCGAGGAGGCCCCGGGGCCCCGGAGGGUGGAGGACAACGAGCGGGACCUGGUGCAGUACAGCUACUCCUUCUUCCAUUUCAUGCUCUUCCUGGCCUCCCUGUACAUCAUGAUGACCCUCACCAACUGGUACAGCCCUGAUGCAGACUACACAGUGACCAGCAGCUGGCCAGCAGUGUGGGUGAAGAUCACCUCCAGCUGGGUGUGUUUGGCCCUGUACGUGUGGACCCUGGUGGCCCCCAUGAUCCUCACCAACAGAGACUUCAGCUGAGCAGCAUCUGCGGCUCUUUUUACACAAACUCUGACCACUUUGCCUACAUCUUACUUUCAAAAUGCACUUCAAUGUAUGCUUUGGGCUUGAGAUUAGUUUCACUAUUUAAAGGGGGCCUUAUUAUAAUAUCAUAGUGACAUCACUAUUUAAUACUCGUGCUUCUAUUGGCUAGCGCUCUAACACAUUCUGCGUGAUAGGCUAAGGGGCAGGACAUCUCUAAGCGGUUGACCAAUCACAACAGAGCUGGCCAGCUAACCUAUCAGAGCAGACUGGGCCCUGGUUUCAGACAACGUUGUGUAACCUUGUCUUUAUUGGGAUUCAGGUCCAAAGUAAAACUAGUCACAUUUUGAUCACAUGCUCUUAAUAAUAUGAAUUUAUGCUGUAACUGUAACAAAUAUUAGUUACAUUUAAUCAAGUACAAAUAGUUUCUACACUGCUUAAAAAGAUGAAUGUAUUACUGUAUUCAUAAUGAAGUGCACUCAGUCAGCUCAGUGGUGUGUUGCUAUGCCUUCCAGUGCCUUAUGUCUAUCAAAUACUUCAGAUAUGUGAAAAUAUGAAGAGUAUUAUGUGUAGUGUAGUAAAGAUUGCUGAUAGAAAACAUGACACAUUCUGCAAUAUGACUUCAAGUCAAUUUAAGUGUCAGCCAAAUAUUUAUGGACCAAGAUAUUUUCUCUUUACGGUGUGAUCGCUUCAGGUUGUAAAAUAAAUAUAUAGAAUGAAAGAACUGCGCUUAACACACCAUCAAAGGAUGUGUGUUUAAUACUCUUCUCUGUGCAUCAUUGUUUGAAUCCUAAUAGUAUGGAAUAGCUUUAAUGUUUAUUAUGAUCUUACCUAUAAACAAAGUCAUAGUUUUAAUCCAAGCUGUAUGAGUUUCAGGUUGUGCUAAAUGAAUGGUUUUAUAUGUUCAGGAGUGAUUUCAAGCUGAUAUUCUACCACUGACCAAAUGCCUUGUAAACCCAAGAUAUGAACUGGAUGUGAGUUCUAAUCUCUGUUCAACUCCAUAUUCACAACACAUUUUCGCUGAUCUUAUCAUAACUCUCUUCUUGCACCAUGUUAUCAUUGAAUCAUCCUCGUCUCGGUUUGAAAUGAUCAUCAAUAGUCAAUCAAACGGAGAAUGCAGUGUCUGUUUGUUAUAAUGUAGCUUUUAACAAAGCUGUCUGUACAUGGAAACGCUGUUGUAACAUUCAUUGUGCAAACACUAUCAAAUAAUAAAAGCUGUUUUACUACUCAA
Molecule: messenger RNA, 2908 nt
Organism: Trematomus bernacchii (emerald rockcod)
Lineage: Eukaryota; Metazoa; Chordata; Actinopteri; Perciformes; Nototheniidae
Gene: serinc3
Product: serine incorporator 1
Exons: 10
Coding region: 232-1677 (481 amino acids)
Cellular component (GO): membrane
Source: RefSeq, a predicted model, not a curated record